Messenger RNA from Belonocnema kinseyi, 1639 nucleotides. Its product is annotated as hydroxyacid oxidase 1-like. The transcript is spliced from 9 exons. Lineage: Eukaryota; Metazoa; Arthropoda; Insecta; Hymenoptera; Cynipidae. The coding region runs from base 126 to 1217 and encodes 363 amino acids. Gene Ontology annotation, molecular function: oxidoreductase activity; FMN binding. The record is from RefSeq and is a predicted model, not a curated record.
AGAAAAUCUUCGGAACAGUGGCUCUUCAGUUCACUUCCCGGAUCCGUAGGUGUCUCUUGUAAACUAGUAUUAGACGAUUGAAAUUGUUAAAAAAAUUAUCUUUCCAUUUUUAUCACAAGGAUACAAUGAAGAAAUUCGUUUGUGUCAACGAUUAUGAGGAGCAAGCUUUGAAGGUUUUGACUCCUCUUGCAAGAGAUUAUUAUAAAGAUGGGGCUGGAGAAGAAAUUUCCUUGAAAUUGAACAAAGAAGCUUUUAACAAAAUCAGAAUUCUACCAAGAAUGUUAAGAGAUGUUACGAAAGUGGAUCUAAGCACCACAGUUUUGGGUGAAAAAGUUUCGAUGCCCUUAGGAAUUGCGCCAACGGCUUUGCAAAGAAUGGCCCAUCCAGAUGGAGAAUGUGCCAAUGCGAAAGCUGCGGAAGCUGCUGGGACCAUUUUUACUCUAUCAACUAUUUCCACAAGCAGUAUAGAAGAAGUUGCUGCAGCUGCACCAAAGGCAACUAAAUGGCUGCAACUUUAUGUAUUUUUCGAUAGAAACUUGACACUGGAAUUGGUACAUCGUGCAGAAAAAGCUGGUUUCAAAGCAUUAGUUUUGACAGUCGAUGCACCGAGUUUUGGGGAUAGGAGAAAUGAAAUGCGAAAUAAUUUCAAUAUUCCUCUACAUUUAAAAUAUGCGAACAUUGAGGAAUACUCGAUCCGAAAUAAUGUUUACAAUAGACCAAUACACAAACUUUUUGACAAAUCGCUUUCAUGGGAGGAUGUUUCAUGGCUAAAAAGUCAAACUCGCCUUCCAAUUGUUAUAAAAGGAAUCUUAACUGUAGAAGAUGCUCUUUUAUCAAUAAAAUACGGGGCGAGUGCAAUUCAGGUUUCUAAUCAUGGAGCUCGACAGGUUGAUGGAGUGCCUGCAUCGAUUGAAGUUUUGCCAGAAAUAGUUCAAGCGGUCGAAGAUAAGUUGGAAACUUAUAUUGAUGGAGGAAUUACUCAAGGAACUGACGUUUUUAAAGCUUUAGCUCUGGGUGCAAAAAUGGCAUUUGUUGGAAGACCUAUGCUAUGGGCUUUGGCUUGUGAUGGAGAAAACGGAUCCAAAGAUGUUUUAGAAAUACUGAGAAGGGAGAUCUUACUAACAUUUUCUUUGUCAGGGAGUAACUUUGCAGCCAGUGGUAUAAAUGUGCAAGUGCGAAGAUGGUACAUUCCCAACCGUCCGCGUGGAAAUUUAUAGACAUGCACAGAUCGGCCGAUCAGGAAAUGGACGCGCACAUAUGGAAUACUCCCAACUGUGCACGCCUACAGAUGGUAUCAGAUUUGUAACUUAAAAGGCCUGUGACCUUUGCAACUGGCCAUAUUGACAUUUAGACGUGUAUAAAUAAUCCGGCCGGGACAUGUACUUGCUCAAAUGGGACACUCCCAACUGUGUAGCUGAUAAUACGGAUCAUUCCAGGAUAAAUUGUUUGAUGGGUGUUGCGAUCUAUUUGAAACAAAUUUCAAGGUUGAUGCAUACAAUCUCUGGCUGUUCUCAGCAUUAAAUUUCUCUAUUUCUAUGCGCAAAUAUCUUAUUUAUUCUUUUUACAAUAAUCGUUUUAGAAUAUUGAUAAGAUGUAAGAAAGUGGCAUGUGAAACAAAUUGAAAAAAUUUUGCUAAAUA